UUUAAUGUUUUAAUUUGUAGUGUUCAAUUUUUAUAGGCUUAGCUUGAUAAUUGCAAACAAGUUUGGUUUCUCAUAAAAUCAUAACUCAUGUCAUAAAAUGUUUAUAACGAGUUUGAAGUUAUUAGUUAGCUAUUUUACUGCUAGACUGCGACUCCAUGUUGCUCUGUUGACUGUUGUACAUAUACGUCAUGUAAAUACAUUUCAAAUUUCUUAUCUAACGAAAAUAUUUUCGUCUUUUAGGCUUGAACACGGUUGUAUAAUGCAUAUAGAUAAUAUAAUCUACAAACCUUGGCUGUGUAGUAAUAGUACUGUAGUGUGCAUUGUAUACUAGCUGUAUUGUAUAGUGUAUUCUGAUUCUGUAUACUUCAAGUCUGUAGAUAAUAAUGUACAUUGUAUAGUAUUAAAACUAUAACUAUUAUACAUUAAAUAAGUACAUUAUAGUAUAAAUACUGUAAAUUGUACAUAAUUGAUACUUUAGCAUUAACACAGUCCUGAAUAGAAUAUUAUACUAUGUUACUAAACAGAAUUAUUGAGAUAAAUCUUCUCGGUUCAAUGAUCUUCAGUUGUUUAAGUGUCAGUCGUUGUGCCUUUGUUUUAUCACUUUUAAGUUAAUGAUAGUUUUUGUUGUGUUGAAACUUGAAAAUAGUCAGUUUAUUGACAUUGUGUAAUGAGUGUAUAUUGAAGAUCAAAAUAUAUACUCACCAACAUCAGUAUGUUGCUGCAAUCAAUACAACGUUUAUUUAAAUCAAAGCAAUCACAUAUAUUUACAUUGGUACCUAUAUAAAUAAACACUUGAAUAUGACGUGGCUGCACAUACUACCUAGAAUGCAGGGAAACGCCUUGGAUGUAGAAUUAAAAAAUAUGAUGUACUAGAAACCUUGUUUAAUGAAGUUUUUAUCUAUAAUUAAUAUAAUUUUGGUGAUAAAUUGACAUGGAAAUAUGGAAAUGAAUUCAAUGUUGUUAAACAAAGGUCUUGAUAUAAGAUUUGCGGAUUUAACAUACAAAGUAAACAGUUGGACAGAUACAUUUAAAAUAGAAAAGAAAACUAUUUUGAAAGGUGUGAGCGGUGCAUUUUAUCAAAGUCAACUAUGUGCAAUUAUUGGAUGUUCGGGAUCUGGAAAAUCGUCAUUAUUAAACGCAUUAUCUGGUUAUAAGACUAGUGGAUAUAGUGGAACAAUAUUUAUCAAUGAUAAACCUCAAGAAUUGAAAUCAUUUCAGAAACAAUCAUGUUACAUUAUGCAAGAAGACCAACUUCAUGUGCAAUUAACAGUCAGAGAGUCUAUGGAAUUUGCAUCAAAAUUAAAAUGUUUAACUUUAUCAUUAAACGCGAACAAACUUAAAAUGAUAGAUUUAAUUUUAGAAAAUUUAAAUCUGCUUAAAAUUCAACAUACGGUUACAAUUAAUUUAUCUGGUGGUGAACGUAGAAAAUUAUCCAUUGCAUUAGAACUGGUUCAUAAUCCAAGCAUCAUGUUUUUUGAUGAACCAACCAGCGGUUUAGAUAGUUUAUCAGCAAAUCAAGUAUUAGACACAUUAAGGGAAUUGGCCAAUUCUGGCCGUAAUAUAAUUUCUACAAUACAUCAAGCGUCUGCUUCACAAUUAAAGAUCUUUGACAUUCUUUAUGUACUUACUCCAUCUGGCCAAUGUAUUUAUCAUGGUUCGACAUCAAAUCUUUUAGAUUAUCUAGCUGCACAUGGUUUACGAUGUCCAUUGUAUCACAAUACUGCAGACUAUAUUAUUGAAAUAAGUCUUGGAGAGUAUGGAGAUCAUACUGAAAAAUUGGUACAAUAUAUUAAUAAUGGAAAGUCUACAGAAUGGUUAAAGAAUACUAGUCAAAAACAUUUAGCUAAAGAAGAUAAGUUGACAGCUGUCAUCAAUGAUGAAUGUCAAGAUGGACAAUUUAUAAAAUAUAUUUACAACCAUUUGAUUCAACUUAUUAUUUUAUCGCAUAGGUGUGCAGUUAAGACAUUGAGAGAAAAAUUCAUCAUUACAAGAUUGCUGGUUCAUAUUAUUGUUAGCGCCGUGUACGGUUGGGUAUACUUUGGUGUUGGUAUUAACGCAUCAUUUAUACACGACAAUCUAAUGUUGUUAUUCUUCAGUUUACUGUUUAUUAUGUAUACUGCUAGUUCUUCAAUGAUAAUCAACUUUCCCUUAGAAAUUCAAAUACUUUCAAAAGAACAUUUCAAUCAGUGGUAUUCCUUGUUGUCAUAUUAUCUAAGUUUCACUAUAGUAGACCUACCAAUUCAGGUUCUGUGUACGUUCUUGUACUGUGUGGUAUUGUACUAUUUUACUGGACAACCACUUGAAUGGCCCAGGUUUGGGUUAUAUACGCUCAUGAUGUUAAUGGUGGGACUAUUAUCACAGACUAUAGGCAUGUUAAUGGGAACAUUGUUUAGCGAUUUAAGGUUCAGUACAAUUCUAACCAGCUUUCUACUCAUGCCGUGGAUGAUGUUUGGUGGAAUUUUCAUUAAAAUCUCUGACACGCCAGAGAUUUUUCGAUGGUUGUUUGACAUUUCCUUCAUGAAACAUGCCAUGGAAGGAAUAGUGCAUUGUGUUUACGGUUUGGAUCGACCCAGGUUAUAUUGCCCCAAAAUUUACUGUUACAGCACUUCACCCUCAAAUAUUUUAAAAAAUUUAGACAUGCCAGUCAACAAGUAUUGGUUUAAUUUUCUUGCUGUUACCACCAUUUAUUUGCUGUUGAAGGUGUUAACAUAUUUAGUGUUGAAAAAAAAGUUGGAAAUUCACUGAGGGCCUUAAUUGUUAUUAAACAUUAUAGUAUGCUAAUGCAUCAGUAUACUUUUAUUUGAACCAUGUACGUUUAUAUUCUUACCAAUAAUUGGUAUACUAUUUAUACUGUUACCUAGUUUAACUUUGCCAAAGACAGAACAUAAAAGUGAUACUCAAUAAUUAUUAUUAUGUUAAAUUAAAAAUAAAGUAAAUUGUUUAAUUUAAGUUUUUAAAUCACAAACUAAUGGAAUAAUUAAUAAGACUGGUGAUUGCUGUGUGACUUUAUCACUGUUUAAUUUGUUUUUAUUGAUUUAUCUUUGUUGUUUACAUAUUUAAAUUUGUAAAUUAUUAUUUAUAAAGUAGAAUGACUAUUCUAGACUUACAGUAUACAACAUAUUUACUUUGUAUAAUUUAUUAUGAACAUACAUUUUAUACAGUUUUGAGUUGUAUCUAUUAUUUUACUUUUUGAUAUAUUUAAACCCAAUAUGUGCUGUGUCUGUUGACCAUAAACCAACGUCAUACAAUUGUUUUAAAUAUAUUUCAAAAUGUUGAAAUAUUAUAAAAUUGUUAUUACAUCAUAAGUUCAAUAGAUGUGAAUCAAACAAUGUUGUACAUUUUAAACAUCACAUAAAACGUUAUAUCUCAUGUUAUUCUAUAAAAUUAAUUUUUUUAUAAAAAAAUAUUACGAGUUUUUUCUGAGUUAA
This is a messenger RNA of Rhopalosiphum padi (bird cherry-oat aphid), 3428 nucleotides long. Its product is annotated as ATP-binding cassette subfamily G member 4-like. The transcript is spliced from 13 exons. Gene Ontology annotation, molecular function: ATP binding; ABC-type transporter activity; ATP hydrolysis activity. NCBI's taxonomy places the organism in Eukaryota, Metazoa, Arthropoda, Insecta, Hemiptera, Aphididae. Gene Ontology annotation, cellular component: plasma membrane. Bases 940 to 2745 code for a protein of 601 amino acids. The record is from RefSeq and is a predicted model, not a curated record.